AUGGAACUACAAGUGCUGGAUGCGGGCUGUGACUGCCACUCUACUCCCGUCCCCAGAUUUAUCCCGAUCGGAUGGAUGCUCCUGCCACUACCGGGACACCCGCUAUUUAGUGCAGCCAGCAGUAGUUGCAGUUAGCGUCAUUCAGCCCUGUGGGCGCAAUCGACAUGGUCAUUUGCAACGACUUGAUGCUGUCACACAACUGCCAAGCCCUCAGCCAUCCUGCUGACACUCCAGCCCGCCAUGUGAGCAGGGUCAAAGUGACAUUCCAAGCCGUCGAUCUGAUCUGGGGACAGAGCUUUAAAUAAAAUGCCGGCUUCUCGACCGAACCUGCAGUACCAAUGGACCGUUCUCGUUUGCUCAGAAUCCGCGCUUACACACAACCACAAUGGCUCAACCACCGCCGCUCGCCACACGGCCAAGCAAGGCCAACUCUGACAACAGCACGCAAUUCUUUGGAUCGCAGAUAGGGGGGGGGACCGUCAUCAACUAUGGCUACACCGACAUGCCGUGGAAGCUCAUGGCGUGGGACAUCUACUAUUUCUUUAAGUUCUUCUGGGCCAUCCCCUACAUCUUGUGGCCGCUCUCUCCCGCCGACUCGGGCGAGUUGAGUGAGCUCUCACCGACACUGAGCAAUGUCUGGUGCAUCGCCAUCCAUGUUGUGCUGUGCGCCGUGCAGCUGGCCGGCAUUCUGGCACUUCCGUGUCUGGUGAUGCUUCCGGUCUGGGCAGCAGCCAUGACCGUGGCCGCCUUUUUGCUGUUGAACAAGGCGCUGUGCAUGCUGUUGAACGGCGAAGGCGUCGAGUAUCACUCGGAUCCCAAGUACGCGCCAGCGCUCCCGGAACAUGCACAUGAGCAAUGGAUUUUUAUCAAUGGGGUCGCGGCCGGGGCACACUGGAUGCAAGGCAACCUCAACCGUCUUGCUGUCACCUUCAAGCGCCCAGUCUUGGGCAUCCACAACAAGACCGCCGGCAUCUUGUUCGACGUUUUGGAAUGCCUUCUCCAGCGCAACUGGGGCUACGCCACGAAAGACGUGCGGGUUUGUUAUUCGAUCAUCAAGCAAAAGCUAUAUAACCCGCAGUACUCCAAAGUCAUAUUCAUCCUCCACUCGCAGGGCGGUAUCCAAGGCAGCCUGAUCCUGGACUGGCUGCUUCAAGAACUCCCGCAGGACAUCCUCGGCAAACUCGAAGUCUACACUUUUGGAAACGCAGCCAACCAUUUCAACAAUCCGCACCGCCAUGUCCGCUCCCAGACCCUAGCCAAGCGCAACCCCCUUGCCGCCUCAGUAGACUCAACCCAACUCGAUCCCAACCAUGCUCACCACAGCCCUGUCCCCGGCCUCCGCAAGCCCCAGCCAUAUUCCAGUCCCAACUCCAGUUUCGAGUCCUCUUCCCGCCCAUCCGACGCGCAGCCACCACGCAACAACGAGAACCAAUCCCCCAUCACAACCCACCGCGGCAACAACACCGCCACCACACCCGCCCCCCUUCUAACAAGCUCCACCGCCACCCCUCACCCAUCGGACUUCUCAGACCGGGCGAUAGGCCACAUCGAGCACUACGCACACACGACCGACUUUGUCGCGCUCUGGGGCGUGCUGCACUUCGCCACGUCGCUGACCCCCUCGCCGCUCUUCAUCCCGCGCUUCAUCGGCCGCGUGUUUGCGCGGACGAGUCUGCGAGGCGGGCACCAGAUGGUGCAGCACUAUCUGGACGGCAUGUUCCCGCUCAGGCGGGAUCCGGUUACCGGUGAAUUGGUCAGGGAUGGAAAGAUGGGUGUGCCGUGGGGUGCGGGGGAGGAGGGGAAUGAGUUUAUGGAGAGUGAAGUUUUGGUUGGCGUUGGGAAUGGGGAGGGAGAAGAGGAUGGUGAGGAGGAGGUGGCGGCGGGGGUGGAGGUGCUUGGGUAUCGAAAUGGGAGGAGUCCGGAGGAUGCGCCGCCUGAGUGAGGAAGGGGUGGAUGGUGUGGUUCGGAAUGCGAUUAUUUGAUGAGUUACGGGGCGAGAGAGAUACUCGGGCUUGGGGGAUGGCGUUUGGCUGGUCUGGUGUAAGAGGGUCAAGUACCUUACGGUAUUCCCAGGGAGGGGCCUCUAAGCGCUAGCUUCGUGAACACAUUACUGUAGUACAUCAGUAGUCUGGCACCAGUAAACAGACUGAGUAAACAAGUAAACAAACUGAGCAUG
This is a messenger RNA of Parathielavia appendiculata, 2176 nucleotides long. RefSeq lists its product as uncharacterized. Lineage: Eukaryota; Fungi; Ascomycota; Sordariomycetes; Sordariales; Chaetomiaceae. The transcript is spliced from 4 exons. The record is from RefSeq and is a predicted model, not a curated record. Bases 386 to 1942 code for a protein of 518 amino acids.